This is a messenger RNA of Musca vetustissima, 1197 nucleotides long. RefSeq names its product neuropeptide FF receptor 2. Gene Ontology annotation, biological process: G protein-coupled receptor signaling pathway. Gene Ontology annotation, molecular function: G protein-coupled receptor activity. The record is from RefSeq and is a predicted model, not a curated record. The transcript is spliced from 5 exons. Gene Ontology annotation, cellular component: membrane. Lineage: Eukaryota; Metazoa; Arthropoda; Insecta; Diptera; Muscidae. The coding region runs from base 1 to 1197 and encodes 398 amino acids.
AUGUCGGACGAUAGCCAGUUCGAUUUCAGCAAAUGGGAUUUCCCCGAGGAUCGCAUAUGGCUACACAUUCCGGAAUCGGAGAUGAUCAUAAAAAUCUGUACCUUUGUACCGGUUUUGAUUUUCGGUUUAAUUGGCAAUUAUAUUAUCGUACGUUUGAUUGUUAAAAAUCGGGCCUUGAGAACUCCAACAAAUUUAAUUAUUGCCAAUAUGGCAGUGGCGGAUUUAUUAACCCUGUUAAUAUGUCCCUCGAUGUUUCUCAUAAAUGAUUUCUAUCAAAAUUAUUUACUCGGAUCAGUUGGCUGUAAAUUGGAAGGAUUUUUGGAGGGGGCAUUUUUAAUAACAGCCGUGUUGAACCUUUCUGCGGUGAGCUAUGAUCGUUUAACGGCCAUUGUUUUGCCAAGUGAGGCCCGUUUGACAAUGAGAGGAGCCAAAAUUGUCAUAUUCUUUACAUGGUUGGCAGGGAUUUUGAUAGCCUUGCCAUUGGCCAUAUAUCGAACAUAUAAGUUUCAGGUUCGUCAUUGGAAAAACUUCACGGAGAUGUAUUGUAAAGAAAAUCCCAAUAUUUUACCAAAAUACUGGUAUGUUCUAAUAACGGUAAUGGUUUGGUUGCCCUUGGCCAUAAUGCUGAUUUGUUAUACGGCUAUAUUUUAUAAGUUGGAUCGUUAUGAAAAACGUGUCCUAAAUCGUGAACACCCCCUGACAGUAUCGUACAAAAAAACUGUGGCUCGAACCCUAUUCAUAAUUACCAUCGUAUUUGUCGUUCUACGUUUACCCUUUACCAUAUUGGUGAUAAUGCGUGACCGUAUUAUUGCCAAUACAGAAAGUAUGAUAAAAAGUAGCUUUCGUAUAUUUUGGUAUAUCUCACAAUAUCUGAUGUUUCUGAAUGCUGCUAUCAAUCCGGUAAUUUAUGGCUAUACUAAUGAUAAUUUUCGAAGGGCCUAUGAACAAUUGCCGCUGUGUAAAUCAUGUUGCAGUCCAAAAACGAAGCUGCCAAAACCGAAACAUACUUUAUGGAAAUCGGUAAAUAUGUGGCUUCGUAAAAAUCUAUGUUGUUUCAAAACCACCAAUGAUUUCACCGGCAGUCUGCGGAAUCAGAAUUUGAACGUAGGCUUCAUCAAUGAUACCAUCGAAGCGGACAAAGUGGUUCAAAAUAAACCUAAAGGCUCUGGAAAUUCAACAAUUGAAGAACAUAUAUAA